UAUCACAGAUUCUUAUUGAUGUACACUUUAUUACUCUGAAACUAGGUUUAUUCUCAGUAGUUUCUCCUAUCCUAAUUUGCCAUAAUUGGGUCUCAAGUCUUACAGGCUUGUCUUCAUGAGAUAAUAAUGGACAAGAAAUCUCAUGAGAGAUCUUUCAAGUCACUUUUACCGUUUGAGAUUUAUGAAUAAGUCUUGAUAUUUAUUUUCUGUGUUUACGUGAAGCUUCCAAGAAUUAUUAAUAUCUACUAGAUGCUGUAUCCUCAGUAUCUGGCUUAGCAUACUCAGGAGAUAAUUGUAUAUAGUGUAGAAGAGCGUCUGAUAAUAUAAUAAACACUUUCAGAGAGAGGAUAGAUGAAGAAAAUAUCAGGGUCAAAUAGCCACCUCAUCGCUGCGUACCAGAAAGAGUAUAACGACCUGUAAGCCUGUUGCUAAAAAUAGCUGGAAGAGGAUAAUUCAAGACUUUGAAGACCGCGAGAACAAAAUAUAGACUUCCUUGUACACAAAGUUGAACAAAAGGAACGAGAAAUUAUGUCUAACAAGCGAGUUCAGGACCUGACCAAGAACCUCUCAGCUGCAAAUAAAGAUGCUAUCAGGCUAAAGAACUCUGAUGAUGCGAAUAAGAAAAGGAUCCAGAAACUGAACCUCAGUAAGAAUUUCUUAAGAGAUGAUAUGAACUAUUACAAAUAAACAAGUGAAGCAGAACCUAAUGGAACAAAAAGUAGUCCAGAACAAAUUCAAUGAAAUAAAUGCUGAAAAUAAGACUCUAAAGGAACAAGUGAGUAAACUACAAACAGUAUUGGAGCAAGCCCAAGAGAGGAUAAGAGAGAUGUAAGCGGACGGGUGAUGGAUUUAUAAAGAAAAAGAACCUUCAUGUGACUGUAAUGAGUUAUUAGAGUAUUUGAAAAGAGAUUUUAAACAAGGGAAUACGGAGGAGAGUGGGAGAAAUAGUGGGAAAACACAAGCAUGAGUUAAGAGCAAAUUUGCCAAGAUAUAUAAGCAGCUCCAUGACCAGAUUAAGAGCCUAAAGAAGGAGCUUCUUAAAUUAAAAAUCGCUAAAAUUGAUAGCGUAAAUAAUCAUGAAACAGCUACUGAUUUGCAGAGCAUAGUCUCUAUGCCAGAGAACUGUGUCCUAAGUAUCCCAGAACGAGUCAUAAGACCUAGCCAAUCCCCCAGAACUGCAAGGCCAUCAGAAAGGAAAAAGAUUAAGAUAGGUGAAGCUCACCUAAAAGACCCAAUACAUCAUAUGAAUAAAUGCAAAGAAAGAUCUAUUAAGGGUACAAAGACCCCUCGACUUGGAAAUUUCUUCAAAGCCUACCAGAAGCACCAUCUGCAAUCCUAUUCUCCAGUAUUUUCAGAGCGGCUCAACAGGAUGAGAUUUUCAGAAGACGCUUCCAAAUUUACUAACGCUCAAAUAAAAGAACUAUCACGCCAAAAAGAGCUCCAGAGCUGAUUCUCACAUAACGAGUUAGAGAAUUUUCAGAAAAUAAUGGCUGAUCCAUUUGACUGAGUCGAAGCCACUAUAGAUAUCAACCCCAGAGCUAGCUUAGCCUUCAAGACAAGUAGAGCUCCUUUGUCCCCAUCUGUCAAGCUCAGGAAGGGCAAAAAACACGUAUUCAGGAUCAAACAGGCCUCCCCAAUCCCCAAAACGGAUACCUAAAUAAUCUCUCCAAAAACCCCUCCAAACAGCUCUAAUCUCUCUCACUCCUAAAAUUCUCCCCACUCUCCAGUCAAACCCUCCCUAUAAAGACCUCUCUCCAGCCCCAAAAAUGCACUCAAAAACCCCAUUUCUCCCAUAAAAUCCUUCCCAAAUUCCCAAAUUUUCAGACUAUUUUCCCAGUAGGAAUCUGACUAUAGCCUCUCUUUAUUCCUAAGUCCUCUAAAUUUCAGCUAUUUUUAAAGCCUCAAGGCUGCCUCUAUAAUUUAGUGGCCCACCUAAACUUGUUACUGAUAUAAUACUUAUUCCUCAGUUCUAAAUUGAAGAUUUCAGCUACGAAGAAAUUUUAUAAGGAUGUCUUUUGACAACCUAUAAGUCCCAGAGCUUCAAGCAAGCUUGAAGCUCUGAG
Moneuplotes crassus is the source of this 2063-nucleotide messenger RNA. Lineage: Eukaryota; Ciliophora; Spirotrichea; Euplotida; Euplotidae. The record is from the annotation of a GenBank genome assembly.